Messenger RNA from Brienomyrus brachyistius, 3455 nucleotides. RefSeq names its product leucine-rich repeat flightless-interacting protein 2-like. NCBI's taxonomy places the organism in Eukaryota, Metazoa, Chordata, Actinopteri, Osteoglossiformes, Mormyridae. Bases 374 to 2686 code for a protein of 770 amino acids. The record is from RefSeq and is a predicted model, not a curated record. The transcript is spliced from 29 exons. Gene Ontology annotation, biological process: regulation of DNA-templated transcription.
CAUCCGGGUACUGCAGCGUCACUGUGUCACUCCGAGGAUCUGUGGGGAGAAGACGGGCACGGUGACGGUGGCGGCGUAGUCGGAGAGCACCUUGGUCCAACAACUGUAUUUUGACUGCAAAGGAAACAACCGCAGCCGCCUACAGUCAGGAGGGAUUAAAGGCCGACAGGGCGAAGGCAAUUGGUAGUGGGAAGUGAAGGCGGCACUUAACUAAAGGAGUGCCGAGGGCGGUGUCCGUUCUUGCUGUCACACUGGAAACGGACGUUAAGCCGAGCCCGUCCGAAAGGCCGGCCGUCCGUCCCCGCUCGGAGGGAGUGACCCCCAGUCGGAUUCAGGAGCAGUUCAGCGGAAGGUGCUGAUUUGUGGAGAAAUCAUGGGUACCCCAGGAUCAGGACGCAAGCGGGCGCCCAUCAAGGACCGCUUUUCUGCUGAGGAUGAGGCUCUGAGUAGCAUCGCCAGGGAGGCUGAGGCCAGACUGGCCGCAAAGCGAGCGGCACGUGCAGAAGCCCGGGACAUCCGCAUGCGAGAGCUGGAGCGGCAGCAGAAAGAGCAUUCUCACCAGUUAUCCUCCAGUAGAAAGUGGGGCCAGAUUCACCAGUGGAUGGCAGACUCGGAGAAGGCUAAGCAUUCUCACACAUCUGGGAGUCGGCAUCGCCGGGCGCUGGGCGAUGAUGCCAUGUCUGUUCAUAGCAUUGGGAGCUGCAGGUCGUCGUCAUCAUCCUCUCUGCGGAAUCCAGGCUCCUCCCACCAAAGCCGUGCGAAUACCUUGCGCAGACGGGACUUGGUGUCAGAUGGAAUUUCUAGCAGAUCAUCUUUGAGAAGUGCUCGCUCCUCAACCUCUGUGUACAGCGACACCCUAAACCUGAAGAGCCCUGUGUCCAGCAGCUCCAGGAAAGACCUCCUGGCUGGGCUCUACCAUGAUCAGAGGAACUACAGCACCCUAAAGAACUCUAAACCGCUGCCCUCCUAUCAGCCUCGGUCGUCAUCUUUGUAUGGAGAUUCCCUGCUGACCUCUUCCAGUCAUGGGGCUACACCCACAGCCCAACCCCCGCUCCCCACUACUAGCCUAACACGGAGCUACAGUCUGGCCUCUCUCUGUGACGAUGGUCUCUAUGGGUCCUUCAGCUCCAGGACUCCCUCUGAGUAUAGCUGGUACUCCUCAGCAGCCAGUUCAGCCCGCAGCAGCCCUGGGUCUUCUGACGACGACUCCUCCAGUACCGUGUCCCAGGAGCGGCUCGGUCGCAGCCGGGGGGACAGCGUGUGCUCUGACUUCUCUGACUCCAGUGACACUGCAGCAGAUUAUUUCAGCCGCUCCAACCGCAGGGGCAGCAUUGUGUCCGACCUGGAUGAGCUCAGCAUUCCUGACCUGGAUGGUCUGGAUGAGAAGAGUGAUAAGCAGUUCACAGAGACAUCCUACAGUCGGCCCUCCUCACGCUGCACUACUCCUGGUCUGUCUGCAUCCAGUCUGGCCUCCCUGGGGGGGUCCUCCUCCAGGAGGGGCAGUGGGGAGAUGAGCAGCCUGGUAGACCCCGACGCAUCUCUCAGCGAGCUCAGGGAUAUCUAUGAUCUUAAGGACCAGAUACAGGAUGUAGAGGGGCGGUACAUGCAGGGCCUCAAAGAGCUGAAGGACUCUCUGGUUGAGGUGGAGGAGAAGUACAAGAAGGCCAUGGUGUCUAAUGCGCAGCUGGACAACGACAAGGCUAACCUCAUCUACCAGGUGGAUACUCUCAAGGAUGUCAUCGAGGCCAUGGAGGAACAGAUGGCUGAACUGCACAGGGAGAAUGAGGAGAAGACAAAGGAGCUUGAAAGACAGAAGCACACAUGUACAGUCUUACUGCAUAAGCAGGAUGAACUCAAGGAGGGUAUCCGGCAGAGAGAUGAACUUAUUGAGGAGAAACAGCGAAUCCAGCAAAAGUUAGACUCCCUCACCAGGGAAGUGUUUGACCUGCAGGAAACCAUUAACUGGAAGGACAGAAAGAUUGGGGCACUGGAGAGACAGAAGGAGUACUUUGACUGCAUUAGGAGUGAGAGGGAUGAGCUCAAAGAUGAGCUGGCUGACCUCAAGGGGAAGUCGAAGCCAGCAGAGAAACACGGGUUGGUGGUCCUCCCAGAGAGCACCCCUAAUGGAGAUGUCAGCCAUGAGCCUGUGGGGGGGGGCAUCGCUGUGGUUACACAGGAGACGGCCCAAGUGCUCGAAUCUGCAGGAGAGGGCCCAUUAGAUGUUAGGCUACGUAAGCUAGCAGAUGAAAAAGAGGAGCUCCUGGCUCAGAUCAGGAAGCUAAAGAUGCAGCUGGACGAGGAAAGGCAAAAGAGCACAAAGAUGGAGAGCGUCUUCACAGACAGCGAGCGGCUGGAGAACGGGACUGACUUGCACUUCAUUGAGAUGCAAAGAGAUGCCAAUCGACAAAUAAGUGAAUACAAGUUCAAACUCUCAAAAGCAGAACAGGAAAUGGCAACGAUGGAACAAAAUAUCAACAGACUUGAAGGACAAGUGUCCAGAUACAAAGUAGCUGCAGACAACUCUGAGAAAAUUGAGGAUGAGCUCAAAGUCGAAAAGAGGAAGCUUCAAAGAGAGCUCCGGACAGCCUUGGACAAGAUAGAGGAAAUGGAGAUGACAAACAGCCAUCUAGUAAAACGGCUGGAGAAGAUGAAAGCCAACCGUACCGCAAUGCUGUCCCAACAGUAAGCCUGGAUUGGGCAGCCCUGCCCACUAAUUCCACCCCUGCACCAAUGGGAGCAGCCCAAGGCGUUCUUUGUAACAACAAUGCACUGCUCUGCCGAUCCUGCGUCUAUGAAUGAGAACCAUUGGCUUGCAAACUCCCACCCAGCCCCAGAGACAGGGGAGAAAGGAGAGGGGGUCACAAUGCGUUCAUUCAGAUUUUUGAGCUUUUUUUUUUUUUUUUUUCCUUUCCCUGAAAGCUUUACACAUCAUGUUACUCACCACGAUUUUGUGUUUCCAGCUGGGUGCUUAACUAGUUUUUUGAUAAGUUGCAUGAGUCUGGCCCCAAAUGGCCUGCAGCAGCCUCCAGCCACCAAGUGCCUUCUACACGGAGCCACGCGUUUCUACACUAAGGAUGAAACAAAGGAUUGUUAUUUCUGGUACAGAUUAAUGUAUUUCAGUAGGGUGCACUUAGGUUUUAAACAUAUGUAGAAUCAAAUAACAAUAUAUUGAGUUUCCAUUGGUGAGGAAUUGAGCAAUAUUUAAAAUUAUUUCUUAGAACAACUGUACAUGACGUGUAUAUAUGGGGUUGAUGUUCUUGCAUGGAUUUUGGCACAUUGGAUUUGUUUAAAGACAGGUUGUCAGUACUUGAGGUGCAAAGAACGACAAAAGAAAACAUGCUGUACUUUUUCAAACUAUCUUUGCUGCUUGGGAAACAAGUGGAUUUUCAGUCUCAGGACCACAGUGAUUGUGACUGGGGCAGCUACAACAUUAAAAGUACACUUUCUAAUGCAAA